CGAAGAAAACAAGGAAGUGACUUGUUGUUUAUGGACGCACAUGAGGUGGUUGAAAUAAUGGUCUGGUAUCAUUGUCUUCAUAUAAACAUCUAUUCAACAUGAACAUAGCAGAAAGUGGAGCAGUAGGCGAUGCCAUUACAGUGCACGAUUUCUCCGAGAAGAUUCUCGAGCAAACGGUUCACUUUCACGUCAUAAAACUCAAUGGAGGAUUUUUCCUUUGGGUGGGCUCGAACCCCGUCUUGUCCAACUUGGCUGUUUCAAUGGAAAGUAAAUUUGAUUCGAUGCCGCUGUCUACGUUAGUCCUGGGGGACCCAUCGGACACCACUCCAAAUUCACUGGCCCAGAGAUUGACUAAAAGGACUAAGAAACAGGUGUAUGUGAGCUACUGCCUGCCCACGACUGACUCCAACCUGUCUCUGCUGGUAGAGAACAGGAUAAAGAAAGAGAUGGAAGUUCACCCUGACAAGUUUUAACCCCCCCCCUUAUUUUUUUUUACUAGUUUAAUUGUUUUGUACCAAAAUAAAACAAUGGAAAGAAAAACAACA
This is a messenger RNA of Oncorhynchus masou masou (cherry salmon), 545 nucleotides long. It is a transcript of the gene psmg4, whose product is annotated as proteasome (prosome, macropain) assembly chaperone 4. Gene Ontology annotation, biological process: proteasome assembly. The transcript has 3 exons. The record is from RefSeq and is a predicted model, not a curated record. Lineage: Eukaryota; Metazoa; Chordata; Actinopteri; Salmoniformes; Salmonidae. The coding region runs from base 99 to 473 and encodes 124 amino acids.